AUGGCUCGACGCCGUGGGCUCCGACUUCCCGAGGAAAGACUGGAGCCCUCGGACGAGCCGCGGACAGUGCAAGUGGGCUGGUCCGCGUUUGCUGCUGGCUGCCUGCGUCUCGGCAGACUGGAUCGUUGCUCCCUGACCUGGUCAAGGAGGGCGCUGAGCGCAGUGGUGGUGCUUGAUGUUUGGGAGAAGCUGUGGCUUGUACCUGCAUUCUACGAGAAUGCCAGGUCAACAUACCCGCUCUUCGCGCUGGAAGAGGAUGCCGGGGUGGCAGCGCGGCUGAACCCCUUUGCCGCUUUUGAGGGUGAUACUUGGCCAAGGAUCCUGCUCGUGCUGACUGCCGUGCUGUCUCUUGGAAUCGCGAGGUGGCGGUGCUGCAGCAUACUGACAUGGCUUCUUGUUGCCAUGUCCGUGCUGCGAAACGUUCAUGUGAGCUUUAUCUUCGACCGGUAUCUCCUGGUGGCUUUGUUCUUUGCAAGCUGCUUGCCCUACGGGGAGCUCCCCGGAGGCUGGUCUGUGGCCGUGGUACUGUUGCGGGCUCAACUGGCCUGGAUCUACAUAGACGCUGGCUACGGCAAAGUGGUGCAAGAGCGAGGGGACUGGUCGCUUGGCGCUGCCGUUCCUGCCUUGGCUGUCUACCUCCGGGCCCCUGCCUUCACCCCUCUGCUGCACCUGGAUGCUGCGCUUGGUGGCUGCGUGCUGCGGGCCGCCGGAGCCGCAGCGGCAUGGGCUGAACUUCUGGUCGGCCCUGCCAUGAUCGCGGCAGCCCUCCACGGUGGUUGCUGGGUGCAAGCCUUGCCCUUUCUCACUGUGAUGCUGCUUCAUGCUGGCAUUGGUGCCUCGAUGGAGGGCGGCUUCGCCAUCGCUUUGGUGGCUUUGGCUACCUGGGUAGCGCUGCUCCCCGGAGCGUUUUGGGAGGCUCUUGGCCUCGCCGUGCGAGGUGGAGGACGCCGCCUGGAUGCGCCGGCAUGUGGUUGGGCGGCCUCGAUUUUCCUCGCUGCCUGCCUGGCCUUCGGCCUCAGCGGCAUGGAGAGCCGCCCAGGUCCGGUCCCAACGGUGCUGCUUCUGAACCGCUGGCGCGUGUUCGCAGGCGCUGACACCACCUUGAACUGGGAGGUGGCCCCAGCUCGCCUCGCCAACGGCAGCACCGUGGAUCUCUGGUCCUGGCAACCAGUAUCAUUUGUGGAGCCGCGCUACGGACGCCGUGGCCGAUGGAUGAGCUUUCCAAGCACCAGGCCUGGUUCUGUGGAAGCUCUCUCGGCCCGCUUUCGGUACUUCUGUGACGAGUGGAAUGGCGCCCACGAAGUGAAGGUGCUGAAGUACCAGUUCUUCGAGCUCUUCGCUGACUUAGGCCCUGAUCUCGAAGUGCAGGCUCCCCGAAAGACGCUCAUUCGCGUUCAGAGCUGCAGCGAGGAGCUUGAGCCGAGCGGAGAAAAAGGGAGCCGCGAGAGGGCGCGAGGGGCGGCAGCCAUGGCGGAUGGUGGGCUGCCCUUCGCAAGCCUCCCUGGUCUGGGAGACAGGGAGCUCGAGGGCUUUCCAGCGGAGAGAUGUCCGGAGCAGAUGCCCGACCUCUCGAGACACUUCAGCAUCACGGCCGAUGUUCUCAAAGAAGAGCCAGCCCUUUAUGACGCGAUGCGAUCUCGGCAGACGCCUAUGGGAGGUGAAGAAGAGCUGACAGGUUGGCUUGAAUACUUUCGAGCUUGGGUCGCGAAGGGCAGGAGGGCGGUAGCGCCAGGAGCAGUGGCGGGUGACGCAGAUUGCUACGACACUUUCCAGCCGUUCUUUGACAAGCUCAUCGCUUCGAACGUCCAGGGACUACGCUUCGUGCCGUCCAUGCUCCGAUCGGAGCGAGCAGAGGUGGAGCGCAUGUUGGUGAAAGCAUUGCUCGGCGGACUGCUCGAGGGCUCAGCACUGGAAGCGGCCGCCAUUGGCCGGAUG
This is a messenger RNA of Symbiodinium sp. CCMP2456, 1935 nucleotides long. NCBI's taxonomy places the organism in Eukaryota, Dinophyceae, Suessiales, Symbiodiniaceae. The record is from the annotation of a GenBank genome assembly.